AUGACUGCAAACCCCAUCUCGGGACGUUCGCGAUGGCAGCCCCCAGUGCAUACUCUUCGGUCGCUGCCGUCACCCGUCACCAGUCCGCUGACAUUGUCCUUCUUGGCUGCAGGCGAGCCCCUCGGCCGCAUCAAGUUUGAGCUUUUUAGCGACGUCGUCCCCAAGACCGCCGAGAACUUCCGCCAGUUUGCGACUGGCGAGGACAAGGACGCCCAGGGCAAGCCCCGCGGCUACAAGGGCUCCAAGUUUCACCGUAUUAUCCCCAACUUCAUGUGCCAGGGCGGCGACUUUGUCAACGGCAACGGCACCGGCUCCACCUGCAUCUACGGCAACAAGCGCCAGUUUGACGACGAGAACUUUACCCUCAAGCACGACGCGCCCGGCCUGCUGUCCAUGGCCAACGCCGGCCGCAACACCAACGGCUCGCAGUUCUUCAUCACCACCGUGGCCACGCCCUUCCUCAACAACAAGCACGUCGUCUUUGGCAAGGUGGUGGAGGGUAUGGACGUGGUGCGCAAGAUGGAGGCGGUGCGGACGGGCAGUCGCGGCCCCGACCAGCCAGACCUGGAUGUGGUGAUUGCCGAGUGCGGGCAGAUCUCGUAG
Sporothrix schenckii 1099-18 is the source of this 603-nucleotide messenger RNA. Its product is annotated as peptidyl-prolyl isomerase H (cyclophilin H). Gene Ontology annotation, molecular function: peptidyl-prolyl cis-trans isomerase activity. The record is from RefSeq and is a predicted model, not a curated record. The transcript has 3 exons. The coding region runs from base 1 to 603 and encodes 200 amino acids. Lineage: Eukaryota; Fungi; Ascomycota; Sordariomycetes; Ophiostomatales; Ophiostomataceae. Gene Ontology annotation, biological process: protein peptidyl-prolyl isomerization; protein folding. Gene Ontology annotation, cellular component: intracellular membrane-bounded organelle.